Molecule: messenger RNA, 1211 nt
Organism: Eruca vesicaria subsp. sativa (arugula)
Lineage: Eukaryota; Viridiplantae; Streptophyta; Magnoliopsida; Brassicales; Brassicaceae
Source: the annotation of a GenBank genome assembly
AAACCCAAAACAAAACCUCUGCUAAUAAUCUCUCAUCUUCUACCUUCUCAAUGGCUCAUAAUAAUUACCACUUUGCCAUCUUCCUCGCCUUCCUCUCCGCCACCGCUGGUCUCUCCUCCGCCGCGUUGGUCGAGGAACAGCCGCUUGUCCUAAAAUACCACAACGGUGUCCUCUUGAAAGGAAACGUCACAGUAAAUCUCAUUUGGUACGGGAAGUUCACACCCAUCCAACGGUCCGUUAUAGUCGACUUCAUCCGUUCCCUCAACGCCGCUUCCUCCGCCGUUCCCUCCGUCGCUUCCUGGUGGAAGACGACGGAGAAGUACAAAGGAGGUUCCUCAACCCUCGUAGUAGGGAAACAGCUUCUCCUCGAGAACUACCCUCUCGGAAAAUCCCUCAAGAACCCUUACCUACGUGCACUAUCCAACAAACUUAACGGUGGACUCCGUUCUAUAACCGUCGUUUUAACGGCGAAAGACGUUACCGUUGAAGGUUUCUGUAUGAACCGUUGCGGGUCCCACGGAACUUCUGUUUCCAAAUCGCGUCGCGCAGCUAACGGCGCAGCUUACGUGUGGGUUGGGAACGCAGAGACUCUCUGUCCUGGCUACUGCGCGUGGCCGUUUCACCAACCGAUAUACGGACCGCAAACGCCGCCGUUAGUUGCGCCUAACGGCGACGUAGGAGUUGACGGAAUGAUCAUAAACCUCGCUACACUGUUAGCUAACACCGUCACGAAUCCGUUUAAUAACGGGUAUUACCAGGGCCCACCAACUGCACCGCUUGAGGCUGUCUCGGCUUGUACUGGUAUAUUCGGGUCGGGUUCUUACCCAGGCUACCCGGGUCAGGUGCUCGUGGAUAAAACAACCGGGUCUAGUUACAAUGCACGUGGACUAGCCGGAAGGAAAUAUCUAUUACCGGCGAUGUGGGAUCCACAGACCUCAACGUGCAAGACUCUUGUCUGAACCAAGUUGAUGUUAAUGUGGCACGUCGCAUAGUACCGAGAGGAAGCAAUGAUGGAAGGUCUAGAUAGACAUCUGUUAGUCAGAACAUGUUGCACGCGCGCGUGGUGGUUACACUCUCUCGGGUUUGGAUUGUGGAUAGAGUUUUCUUUGUUUUUGUUGUUUUGUUGUGACGUGUAAAGUAUGUGCUUGGGAAUGUGAAAGAUGUAUAUGCAUAUAUUAAUAAAAAAAUCAUUGUGCUUCAGCUUUGUGGCA